UCAUAACAUACCAAUUAUUUCGAUGUGGAAGGGAAGUCGAGGUCUCAGUUUGCUUACUUCAGUUACUAGCGGUUUUUUAGUGCGGAGGUCUUGCAUACUUUCAAAGUUUUGGACAAACAGAGAAUUCAACUCUUCAUCAAAAUGUUCAACACCUCAACUGCAAGUUGCCAGUCAACCUUUAGCAUCUACACAUCCUCAUUUGAUAAAAGCGGGCGAGUUGACUCCUGGAAUAACAGCAAAGGAGUACAGAGAUCGUAGAACACGUCUGAUGAGCCUCAUUGGACAGUCUCACAAUGGAAUGACCCAUCCUCACCAUGUUGUCAUUAUUCCGUCAUCAAUGACAAAUUACAUGAGCCAGGAUGUACCGUAUACAUUUAGGCAGAAUAGUGACUUUUUAUAUCUCACAGGAUGUCAAGAGUCGGAUUGUUUGCUUAUACUAGAAUCAAUUCCUGGUUGUUCAUUGCCAGAACACAGAGCAACUUUUUUUGUUCAGCCUCAAGACUCACGUUGGGAGACUUGGAAUGGUCCUCGGUGCUCAGUUCAAGGAGCUGUAAACAUCUUUGGAAUGGACGAAGGCCGAGAAGUCUGUGAUCUAUCGCUGUAUUUGCAAAGGUUUCUUUGGACUCCCCACUGUGUGUGGUAUGAUUACCUCAAUCCUGCAAAUGCUGAUUUUCAUACAACCAUCUCAACUAGUCUUAUCAACAGCAGUGAAUCGACUUUCAAAAGUGUUCGUCCAGUUGUUCCCGAGAUCCAUAAAUUGAGAGUCAUCAAGUCAGAAUCAGAAAUCCAAGUCAUAAGAAAGUCAGCAAAAAUUGCAGCAGAAUCAUUCCAAGAGGUUUUGCAAUACGGACAACCAGGUAUGACCGAGCUAGAAAUUGGUGCCAAAAUGGAGUACGAAUGCAAGAAACGAGGAGCAGAAAGAAUGGCAUACCCACCAGUAGUCGGAGCUGGAGAUCGAGCUACGAUUCUCCACUAUCUAGUCAAUUCUCACAUAGCGAAUGAUGGAGACCUUGUAUUAAUGGAUGCAGGGUGUGAGUAUCAUGGAUAUGCCAGUGACAUAACUAGAACGUGGCCAAUUAAUGGGAAAUUUACUGAAGCACAACGACAGCUGUAUGAUGUUGUUCAUCGUGUCCAAAGUGCAUGUAUCAGGCUUGUACGACCAGGAACUACUUUAAAUGAGAUUCACGAGGUGACUGAGACGUUGAUGACUGGUGAACUAGGAAAACUUGACCUUAUAAAGAAGAGUAUCUUUGCAAGUCGGGCCUUUGAUCAGAUGGUUCCACACCAUGUUGGACACUACUUAGGCCUGGACACUCAUGAUACACCAACAGUUACACGUGACACUCCCCUUCAGCCUGGAAUGGUGAUUACUAUUGAGCCUGGAGUCUACUGUCCUAAACACAUUGAUUGGAUCCCUAAAAAGUACAGAGGGAUUGGAAUCAGAAUUGAAGACGACGUUCUGGUGACACAGACUGGUUACGAAAUUUUAACAACUGAUAUUCCAACUGAUGCAAACCUAAUUGAAUCACUAGCUUCUACAUAGCUAUAUAUUUCAUUCUCUA
Molecule: messenger RNA, 1562 nt
Organism: Corticium candelabrum
Lineage: Eukaryota; Metazoa; Porifera; Homoscleromorpha; Homosclerophorida; Plakinidae
Product: xaa-Pro aminopeptidase 3-like
Exons: 15
Coding region: 23-1543 (506 amino acids)
Biological process (GO): proteolysis
Cellular component (GO): mitochondrion
Molecular function (GO): metalloaminopeptidase activity; manganese ion binding
Source: RefSeq, a predicted model, not a curated record